AUGCUUUCCCCUUGUCCUUUGUCUCUCUCCUUUCUUUUCCUGUUGAUCUCAUCUCUCCUCGGACCCUUGGAGUCCCUUCCAAGUUCCCACCACCCUCCUCCUUUUCUCUACCCCCCCCUCUCGCCAGGCUCGCCUCUUCUCUCCGAAGGGACAGCAGGGGUUCUAGAGUCCUAUAUGCAAGAAAGCCGGCCAAGCCCGCGGAGAGCUGCCCUGCCAUCCGUCAUAGGCCAGUACCGCCCGGUCCUGUGCCGCAGCCAACGAGUCCCAGAACUCCAGCAUCCCAAGAGAAGGGGGGGAAGAAGCAAAGAGGAACGAGUCUGGGCCGCGCUGGGACAGGUGGCCUGUUAUGCUGGUUUCAGCAACGGCGCUGCCGGGUCUUCGCGGGUGGGCGAUCAACGAUGGGUAUACAUAGUAGAUGGUGAUAAUAGUGGUAAUAACCCAGAGCGACGAUACUGGGGAGGUAGAAGCCUGUCGCACCUUAGACGGAUGUCAACUUCAUGA
Molecule: messenger RNA, 501 nt
Organism: Amorphotheca resinae ATCC 22711
Lineage: Eukaryota; Fungi; Ascomycota; Leotiomycetes; Helotiales; Amorphothecaceae
Exons: 3
Coding region: 1-501 (166 amino acids)
Source: RefSeq, a predicted model, not a curated record